Dichomitus squalens LYAD-421 SS1 is the source of this 198-nucleotide messenger RNA. RefSeq lists its product as uncharacterized. Lineage: Eukaryota; Fungi; Basidiomycota; Agaricomycetes; Polyporales; Polyporaceae. The annotation marks the transcript as partial. The transcript has a single exon. The record is from RefSeq and is a predicted model, not a curated record.
UACUCUAUAGGCGUCGAAGAGCUCAUGGAUGGCCUUCGCAACCUUGUCGUGUUCGGUAAGAUCCUCUACCUCGUAUGUGCACUCCGUCGACUUUCUGAUCGUAUAAGCAACUGCAUUUGCUCAUGUACGUGGGGUACACCUGCAUGGUCAUUGAUUCAGGCGAACGAACAUAUGAUGAUGCGACUCAUCAUCGAUUGA